Haemonchus placei is the source of this 531-nucleotide messenger RNA. Lineage: Eukaryota; Metazoa; Nematoda; Chromadorea; Rhabditida; Trichostrongylidae. The record is from the annotation of a GenBank genome assembly.
AGCAGCUACGGCUCUUCCCUCGAAACAGAUAAUUCGGAGGAGGUGAAAGAGGUUGAGAUGACUCUUCUUGCUCUCCCUCCGUGCAAAGAAUUGUUGCUUUCUGUCCCUUCCACAACGUUAUAACAUGCUGACGGAAUUCUCGGUCAAUAACGAGGUACACAAAAAGAUUCACUCCUGAACAUACACAGGUUGCCCAGACUGCCGGCUUCGAUAUUCGAUCACGCACAUUGAGACAAUGAGACAUUUUCCUUUGACCUUUCUAGCUUUCAGAAGUGCAAAUAAGUUGAGCACAACGCCAGAUGCAUAGCCGAGAAUAUUGUGAGUAUAAAUGAGGCUGGAGAAUUUCUUCCCAAAGGUAGCUUUCCUCCCGCAGUAGUAUUUCACAUUUCCAUUCGAUCUCGAUAUAAAUGCGAGGGUAUAACCGGUACCAACAACAGCGAUAACAAAAAUUAUGCUGGUCACAACGAGGAUGUCCGACCUAAAUACAUGUUCGUAAGAUGGUCAUUAUUUUUUGUAAAUAAACGAUGCUGA